AUGGAGGAAUGGAGAGUCAGAGGAAUAACUUCGCCAAAAUUUGGAAUAAUUUCAUCCGAGCAGCCUAUUAUUUGGCAUUUAAUUGUUCUGGAUGAACGAGGAGAUAUCCAAAAGAAAACAUUCAGCAAGUGGGUCAAUGCACAAUUAGUCCAGGAAUCCAAACCACCCAUUCAGGACUUAUAUUCAGACCUACGAGAUGGAACACACCUCCUUGCUCUACUCGAAGUACUAAGCGGACAAAAAUUAAAACGGGAGCGGGGUUUUAUGCGAGUACAUCAACUGAACAACGUCAAUAGAGCUCUUCAGGUGUUGCAUCAGAACAAAGUUCGAUUAGUAAAUAUUAGCAGUAAUGAUAUCGUUGAUGGCAACCCAAAGCUAACCCUCGGUCUCGUCUGGAGCAUCAUUGCUCACUGGGAGGCCAAAGCUGUCCUGAAAGAUACUGAUAGUAGUAUGGAACAACAGUACGAACGGACUGUAUUAACAUGGUUCUCUUAUUCCAUUGUGGGUAAAGAAACAACGCAGGGAUAUGAGCGUGUAGAUGUGAAAAACUUUACAAGUAGCUGGAGAGAUGGUUUAGCUUUCAACGCCAUCUUGCAUAGAUAUAGACCUGACCUUUUUGUUUAUCACGACCUAUUCAAAGAAGAGCCUGAAGCGAGGCUAGAGCAUGCCUUUACCGUCGCACAUAGUCAUUUCAACGUAGAUAGACUCCUUGAUCCGGAAGACAUCAAUGUCGGUGUACCUGAUAAGAAGUCUGUGUUAAUGUAUGUAACGUCCCUUUAUAAAGUACUAUCGACACAAAGCACCUUGAUACAAGAGACUGACCGUGUAGUCGGUUCACAAACUUCGCUCAAUCUCAGUCGCAGUUCAGCGCAGGAGAGUUUUACCACUGCAUCGCCGGACCUAUCCUUAUCCGACAUGAGUGAAAUAGAUAUAGAGAGUUACCAGGGGAACAUGGAGACUGUCCUGGCCUGGCUCCUGAACGCAGAGAGCCACCUGGAGCACGAGGAGGAGGUCUCCAGCAACGUGGAUGAGGUUAAGGAGCAGUUUCAUGUACAUGAGAAAUUCAUGGUGGAGCUGAUGACCCAUCAGAACAGCGUAGGGAAUGCCCUACAGGAGGGUAACCACCUCAUCAUAGAAGGAAAGGUCAACGAGGAAGAGGAGAGUGAGAUACGAGAGCAGAUGACCCUGCUCAACAGCCGCUGGGAAGCCCUCAGGUUAUCAGCUAUGGAAAGACAGUCACUAUUACAUGAAGUACUAAUGCAGCUGCAACAGAAGCAACUCAAAGACCUGAGGGACUGGCUCACAAAGACAGAACAGUUCAUCGACGACAGAAGCUUCAUCGGCGAUUGCUUGGAAGCCGUAGAUAAACAGAUCAAUGAUCUGCGGGAUCUUCAAGAGGACCUUGAGAAACAGCAAAGACAGGUCAAUUCACUAUCUCACAUGGUGGUCGUAGUCGAUGAGAGCAGCCCAGAAAAUGCAACGGCAGUUCUAGAGGAACAGCUGACCAGUCUUGGAGAGCGUUGGGCCAGCGUCUGCCAGUGGACCGAGCAACAGUGGUCAGUACUCCAGGAUGUCCAGCUGCAGUGGCAGCGGUACGUAGAUGCCCAGAGGCAGUUUGAGGCCUGGUUGAGCAAGGCCGAAUCCUCCUUGGCCAUCAUGAGACUGACCCAGCCGCACUCGGACACCGACGCCAUGGAGAUGCUCAAGAAGAUCAAGGCCCUGGAACAGGAGCUUGAGCUGCAGCAUGGUGAGUUUGGUCGUCUAAACACACUGGCUCAGAACAUCGUACAACACCUUGAUGAAGACCAUCCUGGAGUUUCCAACAUCCAGACUGCCUUAGAGGAGUUCUCACAGCGAUGGGACAGCAUCGUCCAGCAGAUGGAGAACCAGUCCAAAGUGGUUGCUGACAGUGGCUUCAGCCUCAACGUUGUGCCCAUCACCGAUGAGAUCAACUCCACCGCCAUGACCACCACCUAUGCUCAGAACGAUGCGGUUGUCACGGAAACCCUCGUCACCAAGACCAUCCACCAGACCGUCCAUGUAUCCUCUCCUUCCCCCGACUCCUCUGUGACUCCUCCCCCGCUUGGCCUGGCCAAGAAGAGGACCAGUGAGGACAGCGAGUUGAGACGGCGGUUCGAUGGGGAGCUGGGCAGUCUGGUGGCGUGGGUGGAGGACACCGAGCAGAAGAUCAUGUCCGAGGAUGAACCGACCCCGGACACUCCGGACCUCGAUCUCUGCAAGACAAUUUAUGAGAACCUUGACCAUGACUGGGAGGAAAGAAAGAGUAGGGUGAAGACAGUAUCAGAGCUUGCUGAUAAGCUGAUAGAUAUCACCAACGAAGAUGGUGCCUCACCAGAGCAAAUCCAGCAUUCGGUGAAGAGUUUCCAGAAUCGCUGGAACGACAUCCACCUGAUGCUGGAGGACCGGAAGCGAAAGCUGGACCAGGCGGUGCGCCACCAGGAGUUUGAAACGGAGCUAAAGCGAUUGAAGAAGGCCGUGGAACCCAUCCGGCAGUGGCUUGACGAGGACCUGGGACCAGUCGCCGAGGAUUUGCAGAGGAUCAAGAUGCAACUAGACCAGUGCAGGGCCAAACAGACCGAACUAUCAAUCAAUGCCAGCCACAUGGAGCGACUAUCCACUUCCGCCGCUGCCCUGGUCACCUUCGACUCCACCCUCUCGCGCUCCACCAACCGAGACCUCAAGGAGUUCCGCCGUCUCUGGGACAGCAUCAGGGAGCGCCUCGAUGAGCGGGAGAAACUCCUGACGGAGGCAAUGAACAGCGCCCCGCCUGCGCGGUACCUUGAAGCCCUGAGGGCACUCACCCAGUGGUUGGCCAGCGUCCAGGAGGCAUUGAAGGAGGAAGAGGUCUUUGUCUCCGAUCUGGAUGAACUUGAGGACCAGUUGCAAAGAUACAAGGAGGUUGAAACAACCAUCGGUGAGCAGCGUUCCAGCUACGACUAUGUUAAUAGGACAGGUAAGGAGCUUGUAGUGGCCGCCAGGACUUCUAAACAGGCUGAAAACAUCCAGAAGGAUGUAACUCAACUGAAUAGAAACUGGGAAGAUGUGACCAGGCUGUGCGAGGACAGAAAGGCGUUACUUGAUAGGUCUAUCAAUGAGCUUCGACUGUGGUUGGAUGAAGUGAGUGGUCUAACCAGUUGGAUGGAUGACCUUGACGUGUUCUUCUCAGCGGAAGAGGUUGCCCUUGGUGAUAUGGAUGUUCUCAAAGACCAACUAGAUCAAAGCAAGUGCCUUGAAGAUGAUAUCAAAACCUUGCAGUCCAACAUGGAUAACAUCCUUGAGACGGGAGAGCGGCUGAUUCGGGACGGUGACCCGGCUUUCUCGUCCCGCACUCGAGGAGAGCUGGAUGACCUCCACCAGAGAUGGAAGCAGGUCACGGGCCUCGCCGCGGAUCAUCGGACGAACCUCACUGAAGCAUACCAAAGAUGUCAAACUCUGAAAGCUUACAUGCAAGAGUUGACAAGCUGUUUAGAUCGUUGUGAAGCCGACCUCGGUCCCAGCAAGAAGCUCUCCAUCCAGGAUCCAGCCGAGAUCCAAACACAGCUUAAGAAAUAUUCCAGUGCCUUGGAGGAGCUUCAACUCAAAGAGAAGGUCGUCACCGACCUCCAGGAGGUCGCUGAAAAAAUCAACCAAAGUUCAGAGGUCAUGUCUUCGGUCGACAGGUGGACGGUGAUGAAAUCCCAGGUGGCUACCAAGCACAGUAUCCUGUCGGAUGCCUCCGGGAGUUGGAAGAAACUGAAGCAGAUGCUGACGGAGGAAGUGAUCUGGAUGGACGGCUUUGAAAAGAAACUUGGGAACCCGUCCAGCAGUCUGGAUGCAGAGGAGAUAUCGGAGGAGAUUGAUGCUCUGGAAUCCACCGUUAUGAAGCAUGUUGGAGACAACAAAGACCUCAUCACAGAGCUUGCUGAUAACCUCAUUGCCCAGGGCAUAAUGACUGUCACCAUCGAAAGAGAAGUCAAGCAGUUCAAAGAAAGGACUGAAGAAAUCUCUCAGCAGGCCAAGACAAGACAAGAGAAACUAGAAAACAAUGUCCAGCUUCUUCAGCGGCUUGAGAAGGACAUGCUGACCCUUCAGAAUUGGAUAUCUUCAGCUGACCGUACCCUCAAUGCUCGUCUGACCGCUCGGUUAUCGGCCAUCGAUCUGCCUGAUGAGUAUGAGCAAUGGAAGGUUGAACUGGACAUGAGGGAAUCUGAAUUCAUUAAUAUCAACACGAGGGCGCGAGCCCUGAUGGAACAAACCGCUUCAUCUGCAAAUCAGAGACUACAGCAACAAGUGGAGAUUCUUAGGAAAAACCUAGAUGACGUCCACAGCAAGUUCCGUAGGUUCCAGAAGCCGGCCGACUUUGAGCCCAAGAUGGCCCACGUCAAGGAGAUCUUGGACUCAGUCAUGGAGGGUAUUGGAGUCCUGGAACUGCGCAAUGGGGAACCAGAGGUGAUCCAGACCCAGCUUGAUGCUUGUAUGGGUUUCUACAAGACGAUGAGCGAGGUGAAACCGGAGGUGGAGUAUGUGAUCAAGACAGGACGAGCCUUGGUAGAGAGGGAGCGGGGAGAAGCUCAACUACAGCUCACUGAACGACUGAACAAACUCAAGAAACAGUACAACGACCUGGGGGCAAAGGUCACGGAUGGAAAGAGCAAACUAGAUAGAGCACUCAAAAUCUCACGAAAGCUGAAGAAAGAACUGACGAUACACCGCGAGUGGCUAAAGGAGUCCGGUGUGGCCAUCGACAAGCGCUCGGCCGACGAUAGACCGGGCUGUGCACCUCAAAGUCUUAACGAGGAGCAAGAGUGGUGUAAGCUGAUGGGUCAGGACAUCGAUAAACACAAGAGGGCGCUGAGUGACGCCCUGGUGCUGUCGGAGCAGCUUUCUAAGCUGUCUCCAGAGGGCGGGCUUGAUUCGAUGAAAGUAGAUGCGGAGGCGUUGCAGCAUCAAGCAGGGGAGUUGGAGGGAAAGCUAGCGCAGAGGAAAGCUCUUAUACAGACCUACCAGGAUCAAUUGAUGGCAUUCCGUGGUGACCUUUCAGGGGUCAAGGAAUGGAUGGGGGAGGCUCAGACGAAGCUGGAGCAAUCGCAGAGACUUUCGAGAGAGGAACUAGUCAGUGAGCAGGAGCGUCAAGCUUACCAGAGAUUACAAGACGAGGUGGACGAUCUGACCCACAAGGUCGAAGAAGUGAGAGACCAGGCACUGGAGCUGAUGAAACUUGGAGGAGAUUGCCGUCGAUCAACUGAACCUGACCUAAUCGCCCUCAACCAGACGUGGGAACUGGUGUGCAAGGGAAUCAAGGAACAGCAAGUUAAGCAGAAGCAAAUAGCUCAGGAGCUUGACAAAGAAUCCCGUCUUCAGGCUCAGGCAGAGGCCAAGCAGAGGGAACAAAGGCAACAAGAGCUCCAGGAAAGACUCGCGCAGCAACCGAUGGAAACCGACCUCGACUCCAAGCUCCAAGAAACCGUGAUUGACUCAAAACGUCAAAGACUCAAGCAGCAACCUCUAGAAACAGCGAUAGACUCAGAACAUCAGAGUAUCUCACAUGCAUCACCUACCGCCAACCUCAAUAACAACAAUGCGGAUGUAAUCAUCGAUGAGGCUCCACUUCGAGAAGAAAGAGUGGCUGUUGUAGAGACCAUACCAGUACAACUGACAAAGCUUGACGAAGCAGCGCCCUCUAUGAGCAACAUGGAGGUUGAUGAGCAGAUCGUGAAGCAGGAUGCAGCAACCGUCGCAUCCGCUCCAGUCGACCUUGAGGAUAUGCUGCAGGACAUGAAGGACCAGGUCAGCCAGAAACAGGUCACACCCUCUCCCACCAUGGAUGUCAAUGCCAUGGGCUACCUGCAGGAGUUCAACGACAUCCUGGAGCAGACCAAUGUCGCCAUUGACCUCUGCGAUCAUCGGUUGACGCGGGAUGGCCAGCUACGGGACAAGGACUUUGAUAUGGAGGUUGAUGCCAAUGUGAAGGACACUGAGGAAGCCUUGGAGAACCUUGAACCGGACGUGGAGUCCUUGAUCCAGCAAGGAGAGCAGCUCCUGCAGAUGACCCUGGUCAAGGAUCCAGCCCAGGCCGAGGAGCUGGAGCUCAAGAUCACCGGUCUCAAGGAGCGGUGGUCCACGCUGAAGAGGGACGCAGAGAGGAGAAAGGAUACCAUCCGAGAUGUGGUUCCAAGGUGGUGUCACUUCAAGGAACAGGUGGACGAGAUGGAGAGAUGGAUAGAAGGAGUAGAUGAUCAGAUGAAAGCUGGGAUGGAGGAUGAGGACAAACUGAAGGCAAUACAAGGCCAGAUCGAAGAGAAACGACAAGAGAUUGGGACAUUGAACCAGACUGCCCAGGAACUCAACACAGAUGGUGCCAGACAGGUCGCAGAGCCCGUCAUGCUGCGCAUGAACACACAAUGGCGAGAGAUUGAGCAACGAUUCACCCAGUUCAGAAAACCAGUCCGGGAGGAGGUCUUCGUUGAAAGAACGGUUACAGAACUAAAGACAACUUACAAAUUCGAAGAGAACACCGUACAGCAAGAGAGUGGGCAGAAGCCGGUGGCUGACUUCGGCACGCUGAUAGAAGAGGCCAAUGCACUGUGUGUUAGGGUGGUUGAGAUACAAAGUAAACUGAAGGUUCCGGAACUAACGGGAGCUGCCUUUGAAAAUUUCUCUGUGCAGGAGGACCAUGUGAAGGUGAGUGACAACGGAAGGAGAAUUGAAGUUUGUGUUAACAUCGCUGGAAGCCCGUGUGUUUUGUGGACACAGGUGGAGGGUGUGUGUUAACAUUGCUGAGUUUUCGUAUACAUGUAUGUGCGUGUAAAUAGGUGGUGAUGAUAUGAUGAUGAUGACAAUGAUGAUGGUGAUUAUUAU
This is a messenger RNA of Lytechinus variegatus (green sea urchin), 6858 nucleotides long. RefSeq names its product dystrophin-like. Lineage: Eukaryota; Metazoa; Echinodermata; Echinoidea; Temnopleuroida; Toxopneustidae. Gene Ontology annotation, cellular component: plasma membrane. The transcript is spliced from 39 exons. Bases 1 to 6771 code for a protein of 2256 amino acids. The record is from RefSeq and is a predicted model, not a curated record. Gene Ontology annotation, molecular function: protein binding. Gene Ontology annotation, biological process: synaptic signaling.